AAAAAUAAAGUGCAUUCUAAAGCAGUAAAAGAAAAAUGUUGGCGGUUAAAAUUGUAAUACUUUUUGCCAUGAUGGCCUGUGUCUUGACGGAGACUAUUAAUUUUAAGCCCUGCGAGAUUAACGAUUGUGAUAUUUCCGAAGUACGUGUGGAACCCUGUACCAGAGACAAUGAAAAUGCAGUCUGCAAGUUGAGACGUCGCAAACCCUCCAGAAUGGAGUUCUCUUUCACACCCAACUUUGAUGCCGACACCCUUGAGGCCAGCUUGGUUACGGUAAAGGAUGGUGGCAACGAGUUGCCUUUGAUAACCAUGGACAGAGAUGCUUGCAAAUACACCAAAUGCCCCUUGAAGAGUGGCGAGAGUCAAAACUAUGCCGUAGAUAUACCCAUUGAAAAGAAAUUCCCCUUGGACACCUAUAAAAUUAAGUGGACCUUCAAGGCUUCCAGUGGCAAACAAUGCUGUUUUUUGCAUGAAAUUAAAUUAGUUCGUUAAGUAUCUCUUAAACAUGUAGAAACGUUUAAUAUUAUUUUUAUUUUGCUUUAAUUGAUGUAAUUUAUAAACUCUUGUUUGUUUGUUUAGAAGUGGAAAUAAAAAUAAUCAAAAAUAAAUAAGAUUUUUGUAAAAUAAAAAAUAAAAAGAAAUUGCAAUAAAAUGUUGGUUUUAAAAUGUUAA
Calliphora vicina (urban bluebottle blowfly) is the source of this 671-nucleotide messenger RNA. RefSeq names its product MD-2-related lipid-recognition protein-like. Gene Ontology annotation, molecular function: sterol binding. NCBI's taxonomy places the organism in Eukaryota, Metazoa, Arthropoda, Insecta, Diptera, Calliphoridae. The record is from RefSeq and is a predicted model, not a curated record. Gene Ontology annotation, biological process: sterol transport. Bases 36 to 491 code for a protein of 151 amino acids. The transcript has a single exon.